Molecule: messenger RNA, 2823 nt
Organism: Lachancea thermotolerans CBS 6340
Lineage: Eukaryota; Fungi; Ascomycota; Saccharomycetes; Saccharomycetales; Saccharomycetaceae
Gene: STE5
Product: Ste5p
Exons: 1
Coding region: 1-2823 (940 amino acids)
Source: RefSeq, a predicted model, not a curated record
AUGCUGUCCCCGGACCAGACCCAAGAACAACUGAUUUUUCAGUUAGCGAACAUUGGUGGACACAAUGUGCCAAUGAGAGAUGAUUGCUCGUCAAGCUUGACUACACCUAGGUCAUCUCGGUCUCGAAGAUGGGGCCAAGGACUCACAAAAACGCCCAAGCCUAAAAAUGGCUUCGUCAUGCAAGAGUGUUCACAGCCUGGCUUAGGCAUUGGUUUUCCUGGAUUGGAACCCCCUUGGGGAUCCACAGCUACGCCAACACCUAGAAGCCAUUCAUUGAGCGUUCUAGAAAUACCAUCAAGGUCUACUUCCAUCCCACGCCCUGAGUCAAAGUUUUUGAAGCCUCCAUUCGCCCUUGCCAGCUCAUCUUCCUUUGAAGAGUGGAACACUCCAGUAUCAGGACCUCUGCCAUAUCAGUUAAGCGCUGGCGUCACUCCACCUAGAGUGAGGCCUUUUGAUCACCCAUCACAUUCGACUAGCAAGAAAUCAUACAUCCAUGAACCCUGCUCCUUGUGCCUCGAAUUCAUUUCGUGCCGAACUCUUGGAGAGAAGGUAGUUCCGCUUGAAUGUGGACACCUUGUCCACGAAGAGUGUCUAGUGGCUUAUUUUGAUAGUCCUACGAAGUUUGAUAUCAAUGAUAUGUUCCCGUACUGCCGCAAGUGUGAUAAUGACGUUCGGUGUCUACCCUCCGAUUUGCAGCUGCGGGACAGCUGCAUAUCCAGAGCUUUGGUCUCCGGAAGCCCAAGGUUUAAAAGGUUCCAAGAUAUUGCGCCUAAGGAGCGCCUGGUAGAUAAAGUUUCAUCGGAUUCCAUAUCGAUUCCUAAUAGACUCCUAUCAAUGGAAGAUUUUCGACUAAACGCUGGUCCCAGCAGGUCGCGAUCGAAUAAAAACGUCAAGGAUCUAUCUUUAAGAUUAAAACCUAAUAACAACUUUAGAGGGAGUGUUGUUUCAGGAAUCUCUUCUGUCAUCUCCUCCGUGUCUGACUUUUCAGUUAGUCAGCCCCAGGACUCCAACGGCGGUAUGUCAAUUACUGAGCACAAGCCCCCAUUAGCUGCCCUCAGGUCCUACUAUACACACUUGCUGAUGGAAAACUUCCCAAACCAGUUACAUGGAUGGAAGAUUGAUGCAAAUUUUGGGCUUUUAAGAUUGGUAGAUAGACUGAUGUUCUCGGAAGACGGCAAAAAGUACCAGGAUGCAUGCUGCUACUUAUUCACCAAUGCUUUGCUAAUUGCUCUAGUGUCCCCGACUUUUGAUCCAAAAAUCUCAGCGGGGAUAAGACUUCACACUUAUGUCACCUAUCACCCUUUAUCUGAUACAAGUGUCGAUUCUCUCAAUUCAUCCGUUCUUAAGUGUACAAUUUUGAGCGCUACACCGAAUGCCAAACUCAUGCACGGAUCUACGCUUUACUUGACAGAAGCUCUAGACUCAGCCUCGAGCCAAGUGAUUGAAAAGUGGAUUUCAGCUCUUCUCAAUAAAGAUAUUUUAUUUGGCAAUUCUGCUCUCUCUUCCACCUUACCACCGCCCCCUAUAAUCGAGGAAGAAACGAGACGUUCUCUAAUGGUUGAAUUGCCCGGUGCAUCCUCGUUAGAUCUUGAUGUCUCGGAGCAAAUUGAUGAUAAUGAGGCGAUUGUACGAACAAGCACUGUUAUAUCCAACAACCAAAGCCGCAGAACAACAAUAACAUCACUUCUUUCCCUGAAGAGAGGCAGACCGACACUUCUUGCUCUUGUUCUUCAGCUUGACCCCUCUCGUUUAAAAGAUGCAGAGCUCAUCGGACUCGUGAACAGUUUGAUGGCAUUGACUUUUAAGAUUAGAGAUGCCAGGCUUUGCUUAGUUGAUCUGGAAGGGGGUAUAGUAAGUCAAGGGCUUGUACGGGAGCAACUAUCGGUCGUCAAAGAUCUUAAAAGCACUGUGAAAGACCAUAAUCGAGCAAGGUUUAACCCUGCAGACUUCAAAAACGAAUUCAUUUGGGAAAACGUUGACAAAAUUGGGAUAGCUGUGAUUUCCAACACAUUGGUGGAAUCUGGAAAGUCUUGUUUAUUCAUGGACUACAAUUCAUUUGCGGGUAUUAAUAGAACUAGGCCUCAUGAACUGAAAAUACACAUUGGAUUCCUCAAUGUCGAUUACACUGAUUGCAUAUCAGAAUUGGUCGAAGUAGCUUCGGCGCACGAUUUAUUAGAGACUUUGUGUUAUGGUUUCAACCUCUCAUUUGAGGAGGAAGACGAUAAUAACGAUGACGACGACGAAGAUUUCGAUAACGAUGUAUCCUACGAAUAUGACGUCAAGCUUGAUAGAUUCGAUGAUUUGCAUACGUUAAAGACCCCAGGGAGCGACCAUACAAAGGCGAGUUUUAUAAUAGUUGAUAAUGACAACAGUGCCGGUUUGUUGACUAAUACCCUCAACGAUGAAAUGCUUGAAACAGAUGAGUGGAUAAGUACAAGGUCCCCGCUGCUUCGAGAAAACCGAACGAGUUGCAGCAUCGAAUCCCCUUUAACUGAUAAUUUAGAGAUUAAAGAAGUUCCAGGCUCUAGUUCGCCAAUCGGCGAAGAUGUUUCUCUUAAUGCAGUUCUCGCGAAGCUACAUCUACAAGACUUCGAUGAAAAGUUUAAAAAGCGGACUACUGAAAAACCUGAAAUAAGACAGAAACAGUUGAAAAGGUCUUCGAAGUUUAUUAAUAAAAUCUGCAUCGAUGAAUUAGCCCAGGAAAGCUCAAUCAACGAAGCGCAAAACACGCUUCUCGGUUGGACCGCUUUCUUGAAGGGCAUCAGCAAGCAGCUGGACGAUGCUAUGGAUGACAAGAACGAAGCAGAAGCAACCCCUCCAUGA